AUAAAUAAUUGGUUGAUGCACAAGUUACAGGGUACUGAAAAUUGCUACUUCUUGAAUCUUACAAUUACACGAUCAAAGCCUCAAGAAUCUCUCAAAAUGGUGCUCCCAAAACCCAAAUCCCAAAUCCCAAAUCCCGAGCAAAAACAACACCUAUUUGUCCCAAACGCACUAGUCUUUCCUUCAAUAGCGAGCAAUAGCAACAACGGAGAUGUCCUGAUGCUAGAGGCUCCACCGGAUGCCUCCCGCCCAUGGAACGCGGAAACCAUUGACGCUCUGCCGUACAUCGACGACCACUACGGUGACCCCAGAGUCAAAGCCGAGGUGGACCGCAUGGUAGAGCAAGAGAUGCGCCGCAGCUCAAAAAAGCCCUCUGACUUUCUCAAAGACCUUCCUCCUCUAUCCAAGUUCAGUUUCCAGAAUCAUCCUAUGCUUGCGAAAGAGUACGAGCGAGUUAGAGCUGGGAAGCCACCUGUGAUUCUUGAUACGACACAGUAUCAAUUGGAAAUGCUGCCUGUGAAUAAGAGAAAUGAAGAAUAUGCUUGGAAGCAGGCAGUUCAGAAAGCUCAGCGGUUGUCACAACAUCAAGUGAUCAGGCUGGAAAAUUUGGAAUUGAUGUCUAAACAUGGUCCUGAUGUCUGGAAGCAACACAACCAACGAUUGGAAGCAUUCUUAUCCAGAAUGCAAAGAUUAGCACAUGAACAAAAUGAAAAGAUUGAAGCCGUAAACCAUGAAAGAAAAUACCACCAGCAAAAUACAGCAUAUGAGCUGAAUGCUUUGUCCAUGCAAUGGAGGGAGCUUUGUGCAAAAAAUAUAGCAAUCCAAGCUGCAUGUGUUAAAAUUGAAAGUCAGAUAGAGGAAUUGAGGCAAGAAGCUGCAGAGAGUGGUUUGAACUUGCACAUUGAUAUGGAGAAAGGUUCUUUGUCACAUUAAGGAUGGUCCCACAGAAAUUGAGGAGCCUUCAAGUAAAGUGGUGUUAACCAAGAAAUGGUCUCCAUUUUCCGUCCAUGAUUCUGCUGUUUUGGUUCAUUACAGAUUCUGGGAAAGUCAUUUCAAUACAAGAUUAGUUGCUUUCAGUUCUAUUCUAGUUUUUGGUGCAAUCUCAAAGUGAACUUCACUUUGUGCUUAAAGAGAGAGGUCAAGAUGCAGAUAUGUAAUUUGGUGGUUGCUACUAAUAUGAAACCUCAGCUCAUUUAUUACAUUGUUUUUAGGUCUUUUACGUUUCCUUUUUUCAGCUCUGUGUAAUUUAGCUACAUCUAUUUUGAUUAGAAGAAAUAUGAGUUUAGAUCAGAUGGCUUAACCAUGUGGUUUCUGCAAUAGUUUUUUGUUUUUGGAACUUGAAUGUGGUCUAUUAAUUGGUAUUGAAAUAAGAUUUUUAAAACAUUUGUCCACCAAA
Mangifera indica (mango) is the source of this 1393-nucleotide messenger RNA. Its product is annotated as pre-mRNA-splicing factor SPF27 homolog. The coding region runs from base 16 to 930 and encodes 304 amino acids. Gene Ontology annotation, cellular component: Prp19 complex; precatalytic spliceosome; catalytic step 2 spliceosome. Lineage: Eukaryota; Viridiplantae; Streptophyta; Magnoliopsida; Sapindales; Anacardiaceae. Gene Ontology annotation, biological process: mRNA processing. The record is from RefSeq and is a predicted model, not a curated record. The transcript has 8 exons.